Felis catus (domestic cat) is the source of this 1748-nucleotide messenger RNA. It is a transcript of the gene CRIPTO, whose product is annotated as teratocarcinoma-derived growth factor 1. Bases 453 to 1064 code for a protein of 203 amino acids. Gene Ontology annotation, molecular function: signaling receptor binding. NCBI's taxonomy places the organism in Eukaryota, Metazoa, Chordata, Mammalia, Carnivora, Felidae. Gene Ontology annotation, biological process: anatomical structure development. The record is from RefSeq and is a predicted model, not a curated record. The transcript is spliced from 6 exons. Gene Ontology annotation, cellular component: extracellular region; cell surface.
UUGUUUUUUAAGAGUAAAUCUGUUGUUUUUAAAUGGCAACUAAUUAUAGAGACCUAAGGGCUAGUUAACCAGCUUUAUAAGACCCCACCUUUUCUCUCUUUGUCCCAGGGCUUCACCGCCUCCUACCUCAGCCCCCGGGAGGUUUCCAUGGUAAUGGGCUUGGGUCUCCGCCUCCGAGCCCACCUGAGGGCCCUCCCUGGCGCCUGCGUGGUUGUUGAGGAAGGAGAGCCCCCGGCGAGGCUGAUCCCCGGCUUAGGUCAAAGCAUUCCUCAGGACCGAGCUCAGCGAUGAGCCCCCAGUCUCCCCGGACAUCCUGGUUCCUGCUUCUCCUAAGAACUUCUGGGCAAAGUGUAAUUCUCAUCUGGGAUACCCUUCUUUCUAGAUUCCCAUUUUCGCUUCAGGAAAUCCAUGUUUUCCUUUAGGUGUUCUAGCAACGGCUGUGAAUUAAAGCCAUGCUGACAUCGUCCCCCCCCCCUAGCGUGUUAGGAGCUAUGGACCGCAGAAGCAUGGAGCGCCUCUCUUGCAGUGUGAUUUUGAUCUUGGCCAUUUCCAAAGCGUUUGAACCGGAAUUCGCCGCCGCAGCCGGGUUGGGCCACCCCCGUGAACUUGCACGUCCCCCUCAGGGAGACCCCGCCUGGAGAGAUAACGGCCUUGGGUCCCUGGAGGAGCCUGCAAUUCGCCAUCGAUCCUUGCAGUUGGUGCCGUCCCUAGGAAUCCAGGACAGUAAGGAGCUGAACAGAACUUGCUGUCUGAACGGGGGAACCUGCAUGCUGGGGUCCUUCUGUGCCUGCCCCCCCUCCUUCUAUGGCCGGAACUGUGAGCACGAUUCGCGCAAAGAGAACUGUGAGUCUGUACCCCAUGGCGCCUGGCUGCCCAGGCGAUGUUCCAUUUGUAAGUGCUGGCACGGCCGGCUUCACUGCUUUCCUCAGACAUUUCUACCCGGGUGUGAUGGCCACGUGAUGGAUGAGCACUUCCUGGUUUCCAGGACUCCAGAAUUAGCACCGUCUUCAGGCAUCACUUUCUCUCUAGCUGGCAUCUGCCUUGCUAUGCAAAGUUACCGUUAACAGGCACCAGCAUAUGGGGUAUUUCCAUGCAAACCCCAUAACCUGUAAAGGCCGUCACCCUAAUGUCCUAACUGGAAGAUGAUCAUUUGUUAGUUGCCUUGAAACAGCGGAUGGAUUUUCAUCACAGUCCGUAACACUUUCUUAAAGUCCCAACUACUUUCCUCUGCCUUCUCCUCUCCAAAAAACUUUUGUAAAAAAAAAAAAAGUCAGCCAUAUCUACACUGUGACCAAGUUCUGUUUCUUGAUACAUGUUUCUUUACCAAGGGCUUCCUGUUUCCUUUAAACAAUUGAAUUCUAUCUUCAGAUUAUUAAAAGCUACUCCUAAUGUGGAACUGGGGCUAAACUGAGGAGUAGAGUUGACCAAAAUCAACCAAGAUCUCACCUUUAGGGGCGCCUGGGUGGUUCAGUCGGUUAAGCGUCUGACUUUGGCUCAGGUCAUGAUCUCACAAUUCAUGGGCUCAAGCCCCGCGUCGGGCUCUGUCCUGACAGCUCAGAGCCUGGAGCCUGCUUCCGAUUCUGUGUCUCCUUCUCUCUCUGCCCCUCCCCUGCUUGCGCUCUGUCUCUCUCUCUCAAAAGUAGAUAAACAUUAAAAGAAGAAGAAGAAAUUAUGUUUUCUCCACACCUUGCAAGUAUUCUAACUGUUGCAAAAAGAAAAUGUCCACAAUACAUGUAUUUCUUUGUAAA